Papilio polytes (common Mormon) is the source of this 729-nucleotide messenger RNA. RefSeq names its product elastin-like. Bases 28 to 729 code for a protein of 233 amino acids. The record is from RefSeq and is a predicted model, not a curated record. Lineage: Eukaryota; Metazoa; Arthropoda; Insecta; Lepidoptera; Papilionidae. The transcript has 2 exons.
UUCAUAUAUAUAGCGGGCCAUAAAUGAAUGUGGUACAGACAGUCAGAAGUCAAACCAAAUAUGAAUACCUCCACUUGUGUAUUGUUCGUUGCGUUGGUGUGCUCGGCGCAUUGCAAUCCGCUGGGGCAGACGACGGUGUGUGAGUCUGCGCAGAACGUGCCCCUAGGUGGCGCCACCACCGUGUGUGAAUCUGCACCCAAUCUCUACCCUUACUACGGCUGUGGAGUUCCCCUCUACAGCGGCCUCGGCUGCCCCUACGGCCUGCCUUACCCCGGCAUUGGUUCCGCCACCGUCUGCGAAAGCACACCCAACAUCGGGCUCGGAGGACUGGGAGGACUGGGAGGACUCAACUUACUAAACCAGUGGGGUAAUUACCCGAUCGGUCUGCCUUUGGGUAUGCCUUGCGGUGUACCAAAUAUCGCUUCUACAACUGUAUGCGAAAAUGUACCUAAUCUUUUAAAUUACGGUGCACUAGGCUAUCCUUAUACUGGUUUACCGAUGAUCAACGGUUUAGGAACUUCUACUGUUUGUGAAAGUACACCUAAUAUUGGUUUAAGUCCCUGUGGCAUGCCUCUCGGAGGCUUGCCUUUAGGCGGACUUCCUCUCGGAGGCUUGCCUCUAGGAGGCCUACCUCUGGGAGGCUUGCCUCUAGGUGGUUUGCCUAUUGGAGGUCUGCCAUUGAAUGGACUGGGCGUUGGCCUGGGAGCGGCGGGAGUUCCUUUUUUAUAA